AUGUUAUCGCAACUCAUCGCAUCAGAGUCGUUAGAUUCACGAGUUUUCGUAAAUGUUGUCGCCUAUGCGAGACUCAAUGCGGAAUUCGCCUAUAACUGCAACCAUCUUCCUGUUUUCUACAAACCCAUCCGGGUUGCUGUAUCCCACACAUCAUCGUCUCAGCCAAAUAAUCGGCUAUAUUCCUACCAGACACCAACCCGACAUCAACAGCCACUCUCCAUUUCGGUUCCACCACAGCCGUCCGACACAGUAACUAGUGUUACUGUCAUUACCGAAGUCCCUUUAACACCGUGUGCUUCUGUCACUCCAAAAUUCCCAUCCGAGACAAACAAGAACGAAGGUGUUGGUUCAUUGCUAGGUUUAUUGGCUAACACUAAACUCCAACAUUGA
This is a messenger RNA of Necator americanus (New World hookworm), 390 nucleotides long. RefSeq lists its product as uncharacterized. The coding region runs from base 1 to 390 and encodes 129 amino acids. The transcript has a single exon. Lineage: Eukaryota; Metazoa; Nematoda; Chromadorea; Rhabditida; Ancylostomatidae. The record is from RefSeq and is a predicted model, not a curated record.